Messenger RNA from Sparassis crispa, 1425 nucleotides. Its product is annotated as Probable glucan endo-1,3-beta-glucosidase. The coding region runs from base 1 to 1425 and encodes 474 amino acids. Lineage: Eukaryota; Fungi; Basidiomycota; Agaricomycetes; Polyporales; Sparassidaceae. The transcript has 13 exons. The record is from RefSeq and is a predicted model, not a curated record.
AUGGCAGGACGGUACCGCGACGAAAGCCCGGGCGGGAAUUGGGACGGAGAUCUGCAGAAUCAGGACGACUAUUACCACCUAACCGACAGCAAUCUUCCCCCUCCCCACCGCCUAUCCGGCGCAGACGAUCCUUACGCUUCCUUCAACCACAGCAGCAGCGCUGUGCACCAAAUCAUAACCCCCGACCCCGUCCUGCCAUUGAAUAACCCUUCCGCAUCCGCCAUGAACAACAACGGCACGUACAGCAACCUCGACUCCCCUUAUAGCAACGCUGCCUACAGCAGCAGCCAAUGGUUGGAGAAGCAGCAGGCCAGCAGUCGCCGCUCCAAGUACAUCGUCAUCGGUUCCCUCGUCACGCUCCUCAUCCUCAUCGGUGUCGGCGUGGGUGUUGGUGUCGGCGUCUCUAAGAGCAAUAGCAGCAAGCACUCCUCGAGUAACUCCGCGUCGGGCGGUGUCGUCAACCAGACGAACCCGAACGACCCCAGCACGUUCGUUCCUGACUCGAACCUGCGCCAUGUCUUUUAUGGUCUUUCGUAUACCCCUACGGGUUCGCAGCUCCCCGACUGCGGGAACUCGCUCGCGGAUGUUAUUGAAGAUAUCCAGUUGAUGUCCCAGCUUACCUCGCGUAUUCAUCUAUACGGUGCAGACUGCAACCAAACCGCUCUUGUCCUGGAGGCGAUCCGCCAGACGAAAACGAACAUGAGCGUCUAUGUCGCAGACUACAACGUUCCGACAAACUCGACGCCGUACGAGCAGCAGCGUGACUACAUCAUCGAGGCGCUCAAGACAUACGGCACAGACAACAUCCUCGGUGUUCUCGUCGGCAACGAGUUCAUUCUCGACUACCUCGGUGCGAAUGGUGGUACGAGCCCGAACGACGCGGUUGGCGACGCGGGCGGGAAGCUCCUCAUCUCCAACAUCACGGACAUGAAGAGCACGCUGGCAUCUAAUGGUUUCGGGAGCAUCCCCGUUGGCACCGCUGACGCUGGGGCAUACUUCAACGACCAGGUCCUCCAGUCCGUUGACUUUGCGAUGUCGAAUAUCCACCCAUGGUUCGCGAACGUGUCCAUCGAGCAGUCCGCAGGGUGGACAUAUGAGUUCUUCGAACAGCAGAACGUUGCCAUCACGGCAAGCUAUGCGAACAACCCCAAAUGGUAUAUCGGCGAGACCGGCUGGCCAUCUAACUCGACUAACAUCCAAAACGAGAGUAACGGUCCUUCAAACGCGUCCGUUGCGAACCUCCAGUACUUCAUGGACACAUUCGUGUGCGAGUCGAACCAGAACGGCACUGGGUACUUUUACUUCGAGUUCAUGGACGAGACGUGGCAAGCCCUUGAGUUCGGCGGUGUUGAGGGUUCUUGGGGCCUGUUCUACCCAAAUAAAACCCUCAAGCCGCUCACCAUCCCCACCUGCACGGUGUCAUAA